AGGGAGAUUGUGAGUGCGAAAGAGAAGAACAAAUACAAGUUCGCACCAGCUGUGUUGCCUCCGGAGUUUGGUUCCUUUUUUGAAGAAUGCUUCGAAACAGACCGAGAGCUGCCGGAAUGUCUUCAGUUGCGGCUAAUCCACCUUUUGGGGGCCAUUCUCUCUGGAUCCAAGCAAAAUGCCCUCCAGAUGAUCUCUCCGUCGUCGGUCGAGGUCCUCAUGCUGGUCCUCAGGAGGUGGUGCCUCCCAGCCAGCGGGCCCACCAAGGACCCCCAGUUGCUGCAGUUGACCCUCAAGAGCGUGGUGUCCAUGGUGCACGUCCUCCACGCCAGCAGCCCCAGCCAGCGGGCUGUAGAGAUACGAGCCAUCUUGGACAGCUUCUUCAAAGUCCUAAAUGCCGACCAACCGUUGGCCUCGUUGGAAGGGUCACCCGGCCCUCACUGGGAGGAGAAGCUGAUCGCACUGCGGGUGAACAUGCUGGAUGCCAUUCCGGAAAUGUUGGAUUCCGACGAUCGUCCAGUCUUACAAGCCACUUUCCUGAGUAACAAUUGCUUCGAGCACAUCAUACGGUUGAUCCAGAACAGCAAGCUGCACCUGAGCAGGGAGUGCAAAGCACCUGCAAGGGAUCUGGCCCCACAGCUGCCGACUCAGAUGGAGACCUCCCAGGUUUUUGACAACAGUUCGGACGCCAUUCCGAUUCACGCCAUCGGGGUCCUGACCUCCAUCAUGGCUACCUCUCCCUCUGCUAAGGAGGUCUUCAAAGAGAGGAUUGGCUACUCCCACCUCUACGAGGUCCUGAAGAGCCAGAGUCAGCCCACCAAGAGGUUGCUCCAGGAGCUACUCAACAUGGCUGUCGAAGGGGACCACACCGCCACCCCUCCGCGCCUCAUCCACAACGAGCAGCCACUACUGAUCCUGACCCAGUGGAUCCCCGAGCUCACCUCCCGGGAUCUCCAGAUCUUCCUUUCCGAGUGGCUGAAGAAAAUCUGCAAAGCUUCUCUCCAGAGCCGCACCACCUGCGUCCGGGCGGGCAUGGUGGGGUACCUGUUGGACGUGCUGAGCGCCGCGCAGCAGAAUCUCGACCGCAAAUGCACCGAGAAUCUGGUCGACUUGCUUCAAGCGCUCGGCGGCCUCUCGAUCCGUCCGGGUGAAUUACGGCAGUUGCUGAAACUCCUGCGGACCGAGAAUGGGGCAGGUUGCCACCCAUACACCGUGCAAGUCGUGCGAGCUCUUUCGGGGAUGGCGCGGAAGGAGGGACCCGAGCGGGCACUGCAGUAUUUCGACCUGAUGCCCAGCAUGGCGGGGAUCAUGGUGCCCACCAUCCAAAAGUGGCCCGGGGGCGGCUUCGCCUUCCACGCCUGGCUGUGUCUCCUGGCCGAAGACACCAAGGAGGCUCCGGAGGAAACAGGCCGGCUGAAGCGGAAACAACUGUACAGCUUCUUCACGGCCAGCGGGACUGGCUUCGAAGCCUUCUUCACCACGGAGGGCAUGUUGGUGGUGGCUGUUUGCACCAAGAAGGAGUACAUGACGGUGGCUCUGCCAGAGAUUCCCUUCAACGACGCAGCCUGGCAUUGCGUUGACGUCGUCCACAUUGUGGGCCGCCGGCUGUUCAGUCAGAAUCUGGUGAACAUUUUCGUAGAUGGCCAGCUCAAGAAAAUGGCCCAGCUACGUUUCCCGUCCCUCGGUGAGGCGUUCACCUCUUGCUGCAUUGGUUCUGCUGGCCAUCGGACUACCACCACGUCCACCAUCUACUCGCCCCCAUCUCACUCGCCGGAUCUGGAGUUCCCGACGCAUCCUUUCCUGAACCGCUCGCAGUCCUUCCCAGCGUCUCUGGCUUCUCACACCUGGACCCCCAUCCCACCCCGGGAAAGCAUAGUUUCCACCAUGAUUGCGGGGACCCAGGACACCGAGUGGGGGAUGCCCACCUCUUUGGAGGGCCACUUGGGGUCAGUCGCUAUCUUCUACGAGGCACUCCAGCCUGCUCAGGUGAAGGCCUUCUUCUUGGCAGGACCAAACAUCGCAUCACCGUUUAAGCCCGAGGGAGACUUUGGGGAACUGAGUAGCAAAUUACUUUUGUACUACACGCCCCAGGCCUGUAAAAGCAACAUCUGUUUGGACCUGUCUCCAAACCAUAACCUGGACGGGAGGUUGACGGGGCAUCAAGUGGUGAACUGGGAUGUUAAGGAUGUCAUCAACUGUGUUGGCGGGAUGGGAGCUCUCCUCCCUCUGCUGGAUCAAGUAGCGUCUCAAAAGGAAGAAAGCAAAGAGAUCCAGGAGAUUAACGAUCUGGUUGGGCCAGAGUUGACGUCUUCAAGGAGCGCUCAAGGCUUACACAUUCCCUUGGGGAAAUCUUCAGAGGGCAGGCUGGAGAAGAAUGGAGUGGCUGCUUUUUUACUACUGGUAAAGAACUUCCUGUGUGGUCACCAAGUCAAUCAAGAGAGUUUGGUCCAAUGUCAUGGUCCGGCCAUUAUUGGAGCCUUGCUACAGAAGGUCCCCAGCCAGAUGAUGGACAUGAACGUCCUCAUGGCCUCCCAGAUUCUGAUGGAGACGGUAGCCUCAGAAGGACACAACCUCUUGCUUCAUCUCCUCUACCAAGCCCUCCUCUUUGACUUCCGCAUCUGGACCAACAGCGACUUUGCCGUCCGGCUGGGACACAUCCAAUAUCUGUCCAACAUAAUUAAGGAUCACAAACAAAGGAUACGGAAGAAAUAUGGAGUACAGUACAUCCUAGACGCCAUCCGGACCUAUUAUGGAACCUACAAGGAGAAGCCCAUUGCCACCGAUGACCUCCGGACAGUGCAAACGUCCCUCUUCAGCCUGAUCAAGGACUUCUUCUGCAGGAACAUCUCCAGCGAUGAGAUGCAAAGCACCAUGAACUAUCUGGCAGCCGUAAAUGAUGAGAACCAGGUGUGUGGGAUACUGGAAGUGAUCCAGAGCCUGCAGAAGAGUUCCCCGUACCAGGACCAUCUCUUCGCUUUCCUGUUUGAGCCAGGCAACGUGGAGGUCUUCUUCUCCCUACUCACUCAACGGAAGUUUUCAGAUGAAGUCAGGGAGAGAAUCUUCAAGAUCUUGUACAAGUUGCUGAAGUACGAGAAGAUCCAUGAGCGAUAUAAGCAUCGUUUGAAGCUGAAGGACAUCGGCUACCAUGGCUUCAUCUCGUACCUGAACGACAUCCCGGUUUCCGUACUGUUCUUCCGGUGCCUUCUGGAACAAGUCCUCGGAGCAGAUUCCCCAAAUUACAAGGAUUUGAUGGCGGUCAUUUACCUCUCCCACCGGGCAGAUCUGACGGUCAGACUGGACAUCUGCAGGAAGCUCUUCCACCUAAUUUACUCACAGCACGACAUGGUGAAGCACCUGGCCAAGCUAGCGGGCUGGCAGGAUACCCUGACCAAGCUGUACGUCAAGGAAUCGUACGAGUCUCGCCAACACAGCCUGUCCAGCUCGGCCAACGGGGUGGACUUCUUGAAGCUCUCAGAGCAGCCAAGCAUGGAGAGAGGGAAAGAGCUGGUGGGCUCCACUAGCCCCUUGGCCUCCGAGCUGCCGGAUUUGGAUGUCUUCCUCCCGCUGGGCUACGAAGCGUCCGACCACGAGCUCUCCGAAGGGCUAUCGGACCUCUCCAUGUCCCCCACCAACCAGAAGUACAAGAUCUUCCAGUCCUACGCCUUCAAGUCCUUCGACUCGUUAGAGCUGGCCAGUCAUUCCUCCUCUUCCAAUAUCAUGGACCUCCCCGGGCAGGGAGAGGUCCACCCGGGAGGCCCAGUUGACCGCGUCUACUACCCGCUCUCGCCUUUCUCCAAUUCCCCCUUCGAGCUCGGAUUGGAUUUGGGCAGCAGUAGCUCGGCGGCCACCUUGGAAAGCGGCAACCAGACGCCCCUCAGCCUUCCCGGGACGCCGUCUCCCCUGGAAAACUUCAAGCCCUUCCCGGGUUCCAGAGCUCGCAAGAGUUCCAGCUUGUCCAACGUUCUGGACGAGACGAGCUACCAAGAAACGCUGCCGAGCGACAGUAUCUCCAACACGAGCAACCCCCAGCAAACCCCGGAGGAAGAACUGUGCAACUUGCUGACCAACAUCAUCUUCUCGGUCACCUGGCGGGGCGUGGAGGGCUGGGACGACGUGGCGUGGAAAGAGCGAGGACAGGUCUUCUCCGCCCUCACCAAGCUGGACUCGGCCUGUGAGCUGGUCCGCCCUCCUGACGAGAUCAAGCGCAGCCUUCUGGAGAUGAUGAUGGAAUCGGCCUUGACGGACCUGAAGGAGGCCACUCCAUCUCUGCUGCCCAGCCUCAUACAGAACGCCCUGAAGCUUCUCCAUCUCCUCCAGGACUUCUUGUUUUCAGAAGGUCACAACAACCAGGUCCUCUGGAGCGAGAAGAUUUACGAGGGUGCCAACAGCCUCCUGGACAAGCUGGGGGUAUGGUACCACGUGGCCAACGGCACUUCGGACUUGAAGGAGAUGGCUCAAAUUGGCCUGCGGGUACUGAUCGGAUACAUCAUGUUGGAAGACGUGCAGUUGCAGUCCUUGGCCUACGUCAAGCUUCAUGGCCUUCUCCAGACGGCUUCAGCCCCCAGGAAAGAACAAGCCUGUUAUCUCCUGGGAAAACUGGAGACCCCACUCAGGGCUUCCCUCCACACCAAGUCAGAGACCUUCUCCUGGCUGGUGCCCAUCAUCCGGACGUUGAUGGACCAGUGUUACGACGCUUUGCAGCUGCAGCACUUCCUCCCGUCUCUGCCCCCCACCAACGGCAGCCCCACCUUCUACGAGGACUUCCAGAUCUUCUGCACCCACCAGGAGUGGCUCACCUUCAUUGAGAAGCACGUGCAACCCACCAUGGCCCAGUUUGAAAUGGACACCUUUGCCAAGAGCCACGACCACAUGUCCAACUUCUGGAACUCCUGCUAUGACGCCUUGUUGAGCAGCAAUCAGAGGAAGGAGAAGGAGAAAGCCGAGAGCCGGAGGAAGUUCCAGGAGCUGAUCCUGGAGCCUGUAAUGAAACGGGCGAAAUACGAAAACAUCCGGCACACAAAUAUGCUGAAGCAGAUCAACCAUCAUCACAAUACGGUCUUGCAACAAUGGCAGGCGCUGAAACGGCUUCUGACUUCCCAGCGCUCCGUCUGGGCCGAGCAAAAUCCACCUGAGAUCUACUGGAAGCUGUCCAACGUGGAGACCUACUCCCGAAUGAGACUCAAGUUGGUUCCCAAUCACCACUACGACCGCCACGCGGAAGCUAGUGCCUUGCGCGACAACCUUGGUGCCGACGGCUUACACAACCCAGCGGAGUCGCUACCUUUAGCGGUGGCCAAAGAAGCCAAAGUCAGUGAGAUGCAGGAUGAUCAACUGGCAGAAGAAGACCUCUCGUUCUUGGACAAUCACCUAGAACCCAAAGAGCAAAGCCAGCGGGAGAAACUGCUCAUCUCGGAGGAUUGCGAACUCAUCACCGUCGUGGCCGUGAUCCCAGGGCGCCUGGAGGUCACCAACCAACAGAUCUAUUUUUACGACAGCAACAGCGAGAAGGAGGAGACCGAGGACGGUAUCGGACACGACUUCAAGCGUCCACUUGUCGGUCAGCUCCGGGAGCUGCACCUGCGGCGUUACAACCUGCACCGUUCGGCCCUGGAGUUCUUCUUCAUCGAUCAGGCGAAUUAUUUCCUCAACUUCAAGAAAACUGUAACAGAAAGGGAGGAAGCAAGGUUUUAUGUCACCAUCCUCAGCUUGCAGCUUCCCAACCAGAUUUAUCAAGGCAGCCGCUCCCCACAGGACCUUCUCAAGGCCGGACUGACUCAGAAAUGGGUCACUAGGGAGAUCUCCAACUUUGAAUACCUCAUGCAGCUGAACACAAUUGCGGGACGCACUUAUAAUGACCUUUCUCAAUAUCCCGUGUUCCCCUGGAUCCUGCAAGAUUACGUCUCGGAGACCCUGGAUCUCAACAACACUGCCGUUUUCCGGGAUCUCUCCAAGCCCAUUGGAGUGGCCAAUGAGAAACACGCCAAGGAUGUCAAAGAGAAGUACGAGAGCUUCGAGGACCCGGGGAUGAUUGACAAGUUCCACUAUGGCACCCACUACUCCAACGCAGCCGGCGUCAUGCACUACCUGAUCCGUACGGAGCCCUUCACCACGCUGCAUAUCCAGCUGCAGAGCGGGAGAUUUGACUGUUCGAUGCCGUUCCACUCGGUUCCUGCCGCUUGGCAGGCUCGCUUGGAGAACCCGGUGGAUGUGAAGGAGUUGAUCCCGGAAUUCUUCUACUUUACAUUUCUGAGCAACCAGAAUGGUUUCGAUCUCGGCUCCCUUCAGAUAUCGAAUGAGAAAGUGGGGGGAUGUGGUCCUUCCAAAUGGGCCAAUUCCCCAGAAGACUUUAUCCACAAACACCGGCAGGCACGGUAUGAAUCCGAGUACGUCUCAGCCCAUCUGCACGAAUGGAUUGACUUGAUUUUUGGAUAUAAGCAGAGGGGGGCAGCAGCUGUGGAGGCUCUGAAUGUAUUCUAUUAUUGCACUUACGAAGGGGCUGUUGACUUGGACGCGAUCGCAGACGAAACGCAGCGCAAGGCUUUGGAAGGCAUCAUCAGUAACUUUGGGCAGACCCCCUGCCAGCUGCUGAAGGAACCGCACCCGGCCCGUUACUCAGCUGAAAAUGCCGCCAAAAGACUUUCUCGUCUGGACACUUAUUCUCCGAACAUUUUUGAGAAUCUGGAUCAGCUGAAAUCGUUCUUCGUAGAAGGCAUCAGCGACCGGAUCCCGCUUGUCAGGGUGAUCGUGCCCAAAAGCCAAUCUCAUUCUUUCAUGACUCAGGGAUCUCCUGACAUGAUGGUCACAGUCAGUGCCAACGGGCUGCUGGGAACUCACAGCUGGUUGCCGUAUGAUAAAACAUCUCCAAUUUACUUCAGCUUCACCAAAGACUCCACUGUCUCCAACCCAAGUGAGACGCAGCGCUACCUGUACGGUCCCUUCGCUCCGGGGGCAGAGUUGUCCUCCAAGACGUUGGUCGUCUCACACGACGAACUCCUCUUCAGUGGCGGUCACUGGGACAACAGCUUGCGGGUCACCUCGCUGAGUAAAGGGAAGGUGGUGGGACACAUCACCCGCCAUCUAGAUGUUGUCACCUGCCUGGCCUUAGAUCUGUGCGGAAUCUACCUCAUUUCUGGAUCACGAGACACUACCUGUCUGGUGUGGCAAGUCCUCCAACAGGGUGGGCUGUCUUGUGGCUUGGCUUCCAAGCCAGUCCAGGUCCUCUACGGACACGAAGAUGAAGUCACAUGUGUUGGCAUUAGCACCGAGCUGGACAUGGGGUCAGGGUCCAAGGAUGGAACCAUCCUUGUUCACACCAUCCGCCGAGGGCAGUUCAUGAAGUCGUUGAAGCCCCCGUGCGAGAGUUCCCUGCCGGUCACCAUCUCCAACCUGGUUGUGGGUCACGAGGGGCAGAUCGUGGUCCAGACGAUCGUGGGGGGAAGAGCCUCCCUCAAGGACAAGUUCGCCCUCCACCUUUACUCUGUCAACGGCAAGCACCUGUCUUCCGUCUCCUUGGAUGAGCAGGUUACCUCGAUGUGCGUCAUGGAGGAAUUUGUCGUGUUGGGAACGCUCCAGUGUUCGUUGCAGAUCAGGGACCUUCAGAGGCUGCAUCUGGCAAUUCCCUCUUUGGUUAUGAAGGUCCCCAUCCACAGCGUAUCCGUGACGAAGGAGAAAAGCCACAUCUUGGUUGUGGAGGACGGCAAGUUGAUUGUGGUCGGUGCAGGGCAGCCUUCGGAGGUGCGGACGGGCCAGUUCCAUCGGCGGCUGUGGCGCUCGACGCGGCGCAUCUCCCAAGUGUCUUCGGGCGAGACAGAAUAUCAUCCAACGGAAUCCAAAUAGAGGCCUCGUUUUUAACUUUCCUGUUGCCUUGUAGUUACCUCUCUGCCACAGCGGCCCCCCGGGUUCUCCUAAGAGGAGGUCAACCGCGGCUGCUGUCCGAUUCUCUCGCUGCGCCGCCGACCGAUUUUUUUGUGGCUGCAGGGGAUAACCUGCGGCAACUCUCCAGAAGCGAGAACCUGCACACGUCCGGAGCAGGCUCCUGAAUGCAGUUCGUGCCGCAGAACAAUCUGGGGGUUUUGUGCGUGUGUGUGUGUGUGCGUGUGUGCGUGUGUUUUCCCCGAGUCCAUUCAGCUAUUCCCCACCAAUCAAUGCUAUACUACUGUUGAUUCCUGCAGAGCUUGAAACGGCAAAUGUUUGUAUUCCUCGUCUGAUACUGGAGGGCGUGAGCGAGAGAGGACCGGGGCGGUAAGGCUGCUGGAGUGUCUCUUCCCCCCUCGCCUGCCUGCCCGUCGCCCCCCCCCCCUUCCCACCAUGUGUCAAGAGUCUGGGGAUGACGAGUGAAGCAAUA
Thamnophis elegans (Western terrestrial garter snake) is the source of this 8341-nucleotide messenger RNA. It is a transcript of the gene NBEAL2, whose product is annotated as neurobeachin like 2. Gene Ontology annotation, molecular function: protein kinase binding. The record is from RefSeq and is a predicted model, not a curated record. Lineage: Eukaryota; Metazoa; Chordata; Lepidosauria; Squamata; Natricidae. Gene Ontology annotation, cellular component: cytosol; membrane. Gene Ontology annotation, biological process: intracellular protein localization.